Camellia sinensis is the source of this 378-nucleotide messenger RNA. Its product is annotated as auxin-induced protein X15. The record is from RefSeq and is a predicted model, not a curated record. NCBI's taxonomy places the organism in Eukaryota, Viridiplantae, Streptophyta, Magnoliopsida, Ericales, Theaceae. Gene Ontology annotation, biological process: response to auxin.
AUGGGUCAGUCUAGAUUGCAAAAAAACUUCAAAAGCAGUGGAUGCUUUGUUUGGGUUAAGUAUGCAGUGAAGCAAUUGCAGAAGGGUUUCCUCUGCCUUCUAAAACAGGAAACCGGGGACUGCAACAUUACCAAGAAGAUCAUCGAUGAAGCGAACCCCAUGGAAGGACACUUCCCGGUGCUAGCCAUCUGCAAUGGUGAAGAAGCAAGGAAGUUCUUGGUUGCAUUAAGUUACCUUGCAUAUCCUCCCUUUGUCAAGUUGUUGGAAGCAGCCGAGCAAGAAUUUGGAUUUGAUCAACCGGGCGUUUUGGUCGUACCGUGCAAAGCAAAUGAGCUCCAAAGAAUUCUGUUGAGAGCGAAAGAAAUGAAGAAACCAUGA